This is a messenger RNA of Platichthys flesus (European flounder), 3580 nucleotides long. It is a transcript of the gene il34, whose product is annotated as interleukin 34. The transcript is spliced from 8 exons. The record is from RefSeq and is a predicted model, not a curated record. Gene Ontology annotation, biological process: positive regulation of monocyte differentiation; positive regulation of macrophage differentiation; positive regulation of protein phosphorylation. Gene Ontology annotation, molecular function: cytokine activity; macrophage colony-stimulating factor receptor binding. Lineage: Eukaryota; Metazoa; Chordata; Actinopteri; Pleuronectiformes; Pleuronectidae. Bases 539 to 1186 code for a protein of 215 amino acids.
GUGAGUGACUUCAGAUUGUCUGGAGCGACGCGCGGGCCCUGCCUGUUGCGCACUUGUCGUCACACACCGACAGCAACGCACAGCAGCUGCGUGGAUGCGCGGAGCCGCUAAUGGACUUUCCCAACUCUCUUUUCCAGGCAGUGGUUUAAUGACUAGGAAUCCUCUCGGGCCGGCGGCUGCUCUCAUCCAACCGGGACUCAUUACAACGUGGCACCGUUACGCAUCCAGUGGCCGCGGCAAAACACGCGCGCACACACUCGAGACGUUCUACAUCAGGAAGCACAGGAGCCGUAGAAGGAUCUGUCUCUGCCAGAGAUGCACACCAGUGCAAUGAAGACCUGAGAAUCCAUAUGUGCCCCGCUGAACACACACACUGACGAGUUACAGACACCGGUGUUGUAGCAGUGUGUGUGUCUGUGUGUGUGUGCGUGUGCCUAUGUGUGCAUGUAUAUGUGUGUGUGUGUGCGUGUAUGUGUGUGGCCGACCCUGUGUCUGUAUUUGUGCCGAAAAAUUCAGCUGAGGACGUAAACCAAAGAGUAUGAUCCAACUGUCCACCUCAGUCUACCUGCUAGGAGGCCUUUUAGGCCUGUGUCUGCUUGAACCUGUUCUGACGGCCCUUACGCCAGCCAGCAUGUGCACGCCCUUAAAGACACUCAACGACAGCCUCAGCCACAGACGACGGUACAUGAAGCACAACUUCCCCAUCAACUACAGCAUCAGGGUUCAUCAGAAGGAAAUCUUCAAACUGUCAAACAUCCGCAGAAUGAAGUUGCAGGUGGAGGGAUUGGAUGAGCUGGUUCUCCAGAGGCUGUGGUUCCAGGUCAAUCAAGGAGUGUUAAAAAAGAUCAUCCGGAUGAUGGCGGAGAGACAUCCUUCGCGGCCAUACACCGCUGAGCUGGAGCGACGGUUCAGGGACGCUGAGGGAGUCUUUGUGGACUCGCAUCCCGCUGAGGUGUUCCAGAAAGAGCUUCCAGAGACAAUCCAGGACAUUUGGGAUUGUUUAACAGAGGAGCCUGAACGAGUGCCGGAGACCAGCUGGAAGUUCGCUACUCCAAAAUCCCUCUUAGACAACUUCUGCCAAACCAUGUACUGCCUCUUCAGCGACUGCUUUGCCAGCGACGGAGUGCAGCAGGACUACUGUGGCGUUUUCCAUCGGAAGAAAGGCCGAAAGAAAGACGAAAGCUGAGAAGAGCCAAGUGGGGCGCAGGCCCUGUGGAUACUGACUCAGGAUUUGUAUCAUUAGCUGUCGGGGUAGAGGGGUGAACGGACGACCCACAGCGAAACAAGACAUCUCAAUAUCUACCAAAGAGGGCCGAUCCGAUGGAGACGCUCCAUAAAUCAAAGCAGACUGAAACAAUAGGCACAUUAACAGCAUUCAUAUUAUUUUAUGAGCAUUUGGACUCUUUACUUUACAUAAAGCUCAUUUUGGAGUAAAAUCUCCAACUCCUUCCAACUCUUUACCCACUGAGGAGGCCCAAAGUGUUUUUAUCGCUUCAUAGCAUCUCACACUGAUGUUAUAGUAUUUCAGAAUCCAGCUUUGGAAGAUAACUAUUCAUGUUCACAUACGGAAUAAACUGAUGUCGAUCAAUAUAUUCGAUAUAUAUUCUCUCCUAAAGUGGAUUAUUCAAGAAGGGGAGUGCAGCACAAGCUCCUGAAAUCAGUGAGGGGUUAACUUCUGGACGGAGGACAUCAAUGUGGCUUUUCAAAAUCUCCAACCCUAAAAAAAUGCCUGUGAUGUGCUCCCAUGGGCCUGGAUGGUCCAACUCAGAGACCCGACCAGAGGCAACAAGAGAGACUACACAUUGGAUUGUAAUUGGAUAGACCGACUUCUCUUCUCUGUUUGCCACAUCACAUCAUGUGUAUGUGAACUGAACUUCAAACCUUUAGGCAAACUGAUAACUACUGUUUUCUCUUCCUUCUUAAAUUGUUGACAAUGCAUUUCUUAACCUACAGCCUACAUUUAAAGUGAUAUACUACCAGUGUGUCAUAGACCCAAACUGCAUAAACAUCAACUUUCAAAAAUGUAUUUAUUUCUAUUUGUUUAUCGUGUGUGAGUGAGAGCUGAACCCAGAAAAACUACAACAUAGGAUCACCUUCCUCCAUACGAGCCGUGCAUCUUCAUAUCUACUGUAGAAUAUAAAUCCUGCUUCUAGAUUAGAUUUUUCCUCAGAUGCAAACAGAGUCUAGAGAGUUUGCGGUGAUAAAAGCCGACGCCGGUGUCUACGCAUGUUAAGAAAAAUCCUGUGAUCUCCAGCAGAGUUAAUAGGCCUAAAUAAUUCUGAGGAUUAGUUGCUGUUGUGAAUGCAGGGAACCUCCUGUGUUGUGCAGGUGUGAAAGGAAAAAAGCCGCAGGUCAUGUCUGAAAAUGGGUUUUGUUUCACUCAGGGUGUUGAACCAAACCAGUCAAGAUACCCAAUGACCUUAUGUACUCACUAAGUAACAAGCAGCAGAAAAUGAUCAACAGCUGGGCUCAGAAAGUCAAGCACCUGUUUAGUCGAGGUUGAGUUGCGUAACAACUGUGAUUUCAUUAUUUUCUCACUUACAACACAUCAGCUCCCUGAAAGAGGAAGUUAGGAAAUCCACUCAGCUUUUCUCAGCCAUUGUUAUCAAGUGCUGAGGACGUUCACUGCUGAGUGGAUCAACAGAUCACCUGAAGGCCCUCUGCAACUGUCGGGGUUGGAAUGCAGCCUUGAUCUUGUCUCGCUACUCGACUGAAAUGUGAUUUUUUGUUUUGAAUUCCUCUCGUGGAUUUUACAUUCCUCGCGCGAUUAUCGAUGAUGAUGAAGGUGGAGGAAUAAGCCGAUUAUGGUGGACGGUUCCCGGUCGGAGCAUACAGAGCAAAUAUGUCUGGGUGGUGCACAGGAAGGAUUUAGUAAUUACACAUAGAGGAUACUGUCUGCCUAUUGAGAAGUGUGUAGGAAUACAAUUUUGUCCCAUACAAAUUGAACAUUGCAAUGUUUCACUAUUCUUCAGGUAUAAAUUUGAGUUGCACCCAAGACUGCAGUAAGAAUUCACUUGUUUUUGUGAAAGUUAGAGUUUCAGUUGAUGCGCUCACUCAUGUCACAUAUGAUCUACGUACAAGAUAUGCAAGUCCAAUCGUGUCAGUCUUUAGACAGGAGAAUGAUGAUGUUAAAUUAUUACUAUCUAUAUAUAUAUACAGCAUUGGGUUGAGCAGCUUCCAUGCGUUUCAGGAGGCAAAACCAAAGAAGCCCUGUUAUAAUGUAACAGAUGAAAGAUAAAUAUUGGUGUAUUUCUAUAAAUGCAGUAAAUGUAUUUUAUUAUACUUUAUCGAUCUUAUGUAACCGUGUGGUUGUUUUUUCGUAACCAUAAGAGCAUUUAAGGUGUAUUCAAAGAUCCUUCAUUGUAAAGAUGUAGUGAUAUUUACUACCUGACUGACUGGCAACAACAGAAAGAUGAUAAACUACAAACACGGAUGGUUGUUGUCUGUGGUCUGAAGAUAUGUGUAAGAAACAUUUUUUUUUAUACACAAGAUAUUGAAUUAUUUAUUUUUUGGAAAUGUAUAGUGCUAGUGACAAUACUUUUAUGAAAGAAAAAUAAAAACCAAAUUUUGUAUCAACUAA